CUAAGUGUUCUUACAAUUACAACCUUACCUCGCCAUUUGACUAUGUCAAGUCAACCCGUCUCUUCGUCAAAUCCCCAACGCUUCUCAGAGAAGUUUAAUAACGUUCUCCCAAAACCCAAAACCCAAAACGCCGUCGUUUCAUUACUUCAAACCAAACCAAACCAAAGCCAAGCUGCAGCUUCCACCGCAAGCAAAUCCCAUCUCCUUCACCAUAUAAAACCCAAGCCCUGAUUCCCCACCAAAAUCCAAAAACAAAAAUGCCGUUUCUAGCGAACAUGCCAUCGACAACCUCUGUUUUUUCAGCUUACACUUCCUUCGCCGCUUCAACAAUGAUCGCUCGAACAAUGAUCUCCGAAACCCACUCAAUCAUCUCCCAAUUCAUUCCUCAAAAACUCCGCGACCAAAUCUCCUCCAAAUUCAGCGCCAUUUUUGGUUCAAUCUCCUCUCAGAUCGUUCUCAUUGUCGAAGAAAACAACGGAAUCGCCAUUAACGAGCUUUUCAGAGCAUCCGAAACUUACCUCUCUACAAAAAUCUCUCAAUCUCUCAAGCAUCUCAAGGCUUCCAAGGCUCCAGGCGAGACCAAUUUAACGUUCAAAAUGAACAAAGGCGACGUACUUAUCGACGUAUUCGAAACAAUUGAAAUCGCUUGGGAAUUGAUUUCCACUGAAAAACAGAGUACUUAUUUCGACUUCGAUAUCGCUACUCAAACAUCCGAAACAAUUGAAAAACGGCAUUACCAAAUCAGCUUCGACAAGAAGCACAAAGAUCUGGUGAUGAAGAUUUACCUUGAGUACAUUCUAGACAGAGCAAAAGCCAUAGAGGAAGAAAACAGAGUGGUGAAGCUUUAUGCAUUAAUGGGAGGAUAUGCGAUUGGGGAUUCGAUUGUUUUGCAGAACAGUUGUAGUUUUGAGAAUUUGGCUAUGGAUUUGAAGAAGAAGAAGGAAUUGAUGGAUGAUUUGGAUAGAUUUAUGAGGAGAAGGGAUUUUUAUAAGAGAAUUGGGAAAGCUUGGAAAAGAGGGUAUCUUCUUUAUGGGCCACCGGGAACGGGGAAAUCGAGCUUGGUUGCGGCCAUGGCGGAUUAUCUCAAGUUUAAUAUUUAUGAUUUGGAGCUUACCAGUGUUCAGACUAACUCGGCGCUUAGGACGAUGCUGUUGUCUACUGCCGAUAGGUCCAUUUUUGUUAUUGAGGAUAUUGAUUGCAGCGCUGAGCUUCACGAUCGUACAAAUGGCGGACGUGACGGCGGUGACAGCCAGUUGACUUUGUCUGGAGUAUUAAACGUCAUAGAUGGGUUAUGGUCAAGUUGUGGCGAUGCAAGAAUAAUAGUUUUCACAACAAACCAUAAGGAAAAAUUAGAUCCCGCAUUGUUAAGACCAGGACGCAUGGAUAUGCACGUGCACAUGACUUAUUUGACUCCUUCUGGAUUUGAAAUUCUAGCCUCUAACUAUUUGCAAAUCAAUCACCAUCAACGUUUCAAAGAAAUCCAAGACCUUAUAAUGGAGGUGGAGGUCACGCCUGCAGAAAUUGCAGAGGAGCUCAUGAAAAGCGACGAUGCUGAUGUGGCACUUGAAUCUGUCGUUGAAUUCGUCAAUGGGAAGAAGAAGAAGAAAAUGGAAAAAGAGUGUAAUUCUGACCCGAUUGAAAAUGUUGAUGGUCAGAUCUCCCGAGAUAUUGAGAAAGAAGGUCUAAAGUUGAAAAAGAGAAAUAAAAGAAGGCGAAAUAGAUGGAGUCGAUCCUAAGUCAUGAAUCAAUGUUCGUAUUAUUAUUAGUUAAUUAGGAUAAUAUAAGUUUUAUAGUUAUUGAAUUACGUUCAUGUUGGGUAUAAAUAUUUUCAUAUGAAAUUAUUCAAAAUGUGUGUCUGCAGUAGUACACUAUAGCACUAGCACAAGGUAUUAAUAAGAUAUAAUGAUUUGAAAGUU
Benincasa hispida (wax gourd) is the source of this 1916-nucleotide messenger RNA. RefSeq names its product AAA-ATPase At3g50940-like. The record is from RefSeq and is a predicted model, not a curated record. Gene Ontology annotation, molecular function: ATP hydrolysis activity; ATP binding. NCBI's taxonomy places the organism in Eukaryota, Viridiplantae, Streptophyta, Magnoliopsida, Cucurbitales, Cucurbitaceae.